Messenger RNA from Gongylonema pulchrum, 435 nucleotides. Lineage: Eukaryota; Metazoa; Nematoda; Chromadorea; Rhabditida; Gongylonematidae. The record is from the annotation of a GenBank genome assembly.
UCGUCAAACGAGCUCGAAUUGUGGCAUCGUCCCACAGCCGACGAAUUAUCAAGAAUGCGGUGCAUUAUCGAACGGGUGUAUGCUGUAAUUGCCGGGAACAUCAGAGAUUCGUUCCUGGAAAAUGCGGACAUUGAAGUGAAAGGCCAUAGCUUAAGACUUCUGUUCUUAGGAUCGUCGGCGAAGCAAAUCAUAGAAUUAACAAGAACGAGCUCCUCAGAACAUCUUGCAACUGCCGGUUUGCUGAAUAACGACAAACGCUGGUGUCUGGUUGAUUUUGGUGCUGGCCGAGCAGAGUUAUCCUACUGGUUAGCGAAACUAGCUCCGAGUUGUCGUUUUUUACUUAUCGAACGUAUGGGUUCCAGGAAUAAAUUCGACAACAGAGCUCAAAAAGUAUGUCUUAUCUCCACUACUUCUUCAGCUACUCCAAUUCAGUAA